GCAGAGGUGAUGGUACGUCAGCGAGGUCAACAGAAAGUGUCAUGUCAGCCUCCAGUGCGGCGUUUCGGUUUCGUCCGGCUACAGCGAUGCUCGGCCUGUCCAUUAGAGAGGUGUCCCAGGCACUGAGGGAUGGAAGGGUGUCUGCCACCGAGCUCUGCAAACAGUGCAUCAACCAAAUACAAAGGACACGUUACCUGAAUGCUUAUAUCACCGUUAUAGAGGAGACGGCCAUGGAACAAGCAAAAAGAGCAGACAACAGGCUCAGCAAAGGUAAACCUCUUGGCCCUCUGGACGGCAUUCCCUUCUCUGUAAAAGACAACUUCUGUACGGAUAACAUUGAGACCACCUGUGCUUCAAAAAUGCUUAAAGGUUACGUUCCUCCAUUCAAUGCUACAGUUGUCCAGAAGCUGCUGGAUCAAGGAGCAGUUCUUGUUGGAAAAACUAAUUUAGAUGAGUUUGCAAUGGGAUCUGGCAGUACGGAUGGGGUGUACGGUCCAGUUCGUAACCCAUGGAGCUAUGCAACACAAUACCGUGAGCAGAGCAAAGAAGAUCCAGAUUCUGAUUGGGCAAUCACAGGAGGAAGUUCAGGAGGUAGUGCAGCGGCAGUGGCUUCUCUCAGCAGCUUCCUAGCCUUGGGAUCUGAUACAGGAGGCUCUACACGAAACCCUGGUUCUCUCUGUGGGGUCGUGGCUCUCAAACCCUCUUACGGCUUACUCUCUCGUCAUGGCCUCAUCCCUCUGGUCAACUCAAUGGACGUGCCGGGAAUCAUGACCAGGAGUGUCCAUGAUGCUGCCACUGUCUUGAGGAUACUGCAGGGCCGAGAUGAGAAAGACUCAACAACUGUCCAGGCACCCAACACCCCACCUAGCCUUCCUGAACACUUUGACAUUAGAGACAUAUGUGUUGGCAUACCAAAGGAAUAUCAUGCUCCGGGCCUGUCUAAGGACACUCUGGCCCAGUGGAGUCGAGUUGCAGCCAUGUUUGAGCAGGCAGGGGCGCGGGUACAAGAAGUAUCUCUUCCACACACACAGCACUCCAUCGUCUGUUACCACGUCCUAUGUUGCUGUGAGGUUGCAUCAAACAUGGCUCGUUUCGAUGGGCUUGAAUAUGGCCAUCGCAGUGCGGUUGACAGCUCCACAGAUGCCAUGUACGCCACCACACGACAUGAAGGCUUCAACAAUGUGGUCCGCAGAAGAAUCCUCUCAGGGAACUACUUCCUACUGAAAUCGAACUAUGAGCGUUACUUUGUGAAGGCCCAGCAAACACGCCGUCUUAUCACUGAAGAUUUUAAAGCGGUCUUCCGCUCUGGCAUAGACGUUCUCCUCACACCCACAACACUGAGCGAUGCACCCCGCUACUCUGACUUCAUACAGGAAGACAACCGAACACGCAGUGCUCAGGAGGAUGUCUUCACCCAGCCUGUCAACAUGGCAGGUUUGCCUGCUGUGACAGUGCCAACAGCCCUUUCACCCCGAGGUCUUCCCAUUGGCCUGCAGCUGAUUGGUCAGACACUACAGGACUGGAAGUUGUUGACAGUAGCCCACUGGAUGGAGCAACAACUCAACUUUCCAUUGGUCCGUUUUCAUGAAGACUCAAAUAAGAGAGAGCUGGACCAAUCAUUCAGAGAAAGGACACAUACAGUAGGAUUAUAACCAACACACAAAGACUGAACGGAAAGAGUUAGGAGGAAAUGAAACCUUUGGCAGAUAAAUUUAGUAUGAAGUGUGAAUGUUUUUUUUGUAGUAUGCACAGAAAAUGCUGCAACAGCACACUGGAUCUAUAGGAGUCUCUAUUUUGGACUUUGGGCUGCAUCAUUCAUUCUCCUUUGCUCACUCAAUUCAAGUGACAUUUAUUCUGCAGGAUUGGCAUAGGUAGAGCCACCGAAUUCAUUACUGCUGAUAAAAGAUAAAAAUGCAAAUAUCUCAAGAAAUCCUUAAGGUUGAAAUUUAUAACUGUUUUAUUUGUCAAACAUUAUAGAGACAAUAAAGUGUGAACCAUAUUUGGGAAAAAGAUUCCAAUUUUAAUAAAUCAAUUAUGUGUGAUAAUUUAUUUUAAUUAAAUAGAAUUGUAUUAUAAACAUAUAAACUCACAUACACGCAACACAUCAUUUUUUGCUAUGCUGUUUUUUUAAAUCUAGAUGAGACAAAAACUGCUGUUUUAGGCUAGUUCUUUUUUUCUUUAUUGAUGAGGAAUAUCAUCAUCAUGAGGAAACAGGGAUUAGUGACAGUGCGUGUCACAUUUUGGUGAAAUUUCAUUGGCAAAAAAUGUCUGUUGCCAACUUGUCAGUAGCGUAGCAAUGUAUAGACCAGAUGUAUAGACACAAAUAAUAUGUAGUGAACAACUUAAGCUGGUUGAGAAAGGGAAUCUUUCACCUUCACGGCAUUCGAUUGUAUGUGAUAUAAUUUAUUUGAAAUAAUUAUAUAUAGCUUUGUAUUAUAAACUUAUUGUGAUCUUAAAAGUGACCUUCUGUAAUCCUUAUAUUGCAGCUCAGUUUUUCUACUCAGUAAUUGUGAAAGCAUAAAAAUAAAUAAUUUAGGAAAAACUUGAGUGAAGGUAAAAUAAAUCUCAUUUAUACAGUCAUACAAUAUGGGCAAGCUUGUAAAACAACUUGUAUUCAAAGAGAAUGGUUGUAAGUCUCCAUCAGAACCAUACUGAGUUCAGUUUGUACCACAACCAAAGCAAAAGUUUGCAAGCAAACCGCAGAUGUGGUGCUGUUUUAACCAUUUUAUGAAAGUGCUCACAUCCUGUUUCUAACGAAUUAAAAUUCUUUCUUAGACCGGAAAUGAGCUUAAAGUAUGUUUAGAUUAUGAAGUCAUUAUUUAUAAUGUAUUUUUAUGGCUAAGGUUAUUAACUGAAUAAGGGAGCUGGCUGUGAAUUAUUAUCUCUCCAUCA
Pimephales promelas (fathead minnow) is the source of this 2892-nucleotide messenger RNA. RefSeq names its product glutaminyl-tRNA amidotransferase subunit QRSL1 (gene qrsl1). Lineage: Eukaryota; Metazoa; Chordata; Actinopteri; Cypriniformes; Leuciscidae. Gene Ontology annotation, biological process: mitochondrial translation; glutaminyl-tRNAGln biosynthesis via transamidation. The record is from RefSeq and is a predicted model, not a curated record. Gene Ontology annotation, molecular function: glutaminyl-tRNA synthase (glutamine-hydrolyzing) activity. Gene Ontology annotation, cellular component: mitochondrion; glutamyl-tRNA(Gln) amidotransferase complex.